Messenger RNA from Piliocolobus tephrosceles (Ugandan red Colobus), 1945 nucleotides. RefSeq names its product receptor interacting serine/threonine kinase 3 (gene RIPK3). Gene Ontology annotation, biological process: protein phosphorylation. Gene Ontology annotation, molecular function: ATP binding; JUN kinase kinase kinase activity. The transcript is spliced from 10 exons. NCBI's taxonomy places the organism in Eukaryota, Metazoa, Chordata, Mammalia, Primates, Cercopithecidae. The coding region runs from base 209 to 1795 and encodes 528 amino acids. The record is from RefSeq and is a predicted model, not a curated record.
GGGACUGUAGAGGCGCCUGGAAGGGAAGUUGUUCAGUCAACUCAGAAUAUGGGUAGCAACCCGGAAAGGGGAGUCACCGUCUUGGUCUAGAGACUGAUCCCUGCAGACACAGAUCCCUUCCCCUCUCUGCCAAAGACCCCAGCCCCAGAAGUCACUCCAUCUCCUACUGCUCGCAAUUUCCAGAGGCCCCCUCGCACCUUCCAGCCUGAUGUCCUGCGUCAAGUUGUGGCCUAGUGGUGCCGCCGCCUCCUUGGUGUCCAUCGAGGAACUGGAAAACCAGGAGUUCAUCGGCAAAGGCGGGUUCGGCACAGUGUUCCGGGCGCGACAUAGGAAGUGGGGCUACGAUGUGGCGGUCAAGAUCGUAAACUCGUACGACUCCAGCUCUCUCCUGGAGUGUAGGAAGGAGAUAUCCAGGGAGGUUAAAGCCAUGGCAAGUCUGGAUAACGAAUUCGUGCUGCGCCUAGAAGGGGUCAUCGAGAAAGUGAACUGGGACCACGUGCCCAAGCCGGCUCUGGUGACUAAAUUCAUGGAGAAUGGCUCCCUGUCCCGGCUGCUGCAGCCCCAGUGCCCUAGGCCCUGGCCGCUCCUUUGCCGCCUGCUGAAAGAAGUGGUGCUUGGGAUGUUUUACCUGCACCACCGGAACCCGGUGCUCCUGCACCGGGACCUCAAGCCAUCCAAUGUCCUGCUGGACCCAGAGCUGCACGUCAAGCUGGCAGAUUUUGGCCUGUCCACAUUUCAGGGAGGCUCACAGUCAGGGACAGCGUCCAGGGAGCCAGGGGGCACCCUGGGCUACUUGGCCCCAGAACUGUUUGUUAAUGUAAACCGGAAGGCCUCCACAGCCAGUGAUGUCUACAGCUUCGGGAUCCUAAUGUGGGCAGUGCUUGCUGGAAGAGAAGCUGAGUUGCCAACGGAAGCAUCACUGGUGUAUGGAGCAGUGUGCAAGAGGCAGACCCGGCCCUCAUUGACUGAGCUGCCCCAAGCCGGGCCUGAGACUCCCGGCUUAGAAGGACUGAAGGAGCUAAUGCAGCUCUGCUGGAGCAGUGAGCCCACGGACAGACCCUCCUUCCAGGAAUGCCUACCAAAAACUGAUGAAGCCUUCCAGAUGGUGGAGAACAAUAUAAAUGCUGCCGUCUCCACAGUAAAGAAUUUCCUGUCUGAGCUCAGGAGCAGCAAUCCGAGAUUUUCUACCCCAGAGUCAGGCCAAGGAGGGACAGAAAUGGAUGGCUUUAGGAGAACCACAGGAAACCAACACUCUCGUAAUGAUGUCAUGGUUUCUGAGCUGCUAAACAAACUGAAUCUAGAGGGGUCUCCCAGCUCUGUUCCUGAAAAAUACCCGAGCCUUACCAAGAGGAGCAGGGCACAAGAGGAGCAGGUUCUGCAAGCCAGGACAGCAGGGACAUCUUCAGAUUCAAUGGCCCAACCUCCCCAGACUCCAGAGACCUCAACUUUCAGAAACCAGAUGCCCAGCCCCACAUCAACUGGAACACCAAGUCCUGGACCCCAGGGGAAUCAGGGGACUGAGAGACAUGGCAUGAACUGGUCCUCCAGUACCCCGGAGCCAAGUCCAGUAACAGGGCAACCAUUCAUUAACUUACACAACUGUUCUGGGGUGCAAGUUGGAGACAACAACUGCUUGAUUAUGCAACAGACAACGGCCUUGCCCACAGGGGGCCUGGCACCUUCGGGCAUGGGGAGGGGCUGGCAGCACCCCCCACCAACAGGUUCGCAAGAAGGUCCUAAAGAACCUGAAGCCUGGAGCGGGCCACAGGGUUGGUAUAAUCAUAAAGGAAAAUAAAGCACCUUCAGAGCUUGCCUCCAAGAGUUACUAGUUAAGGAAGAGCGCCACCCCUUGAGGCCCCUGACUUCCUUCUAGGGCAGUCUGGCCUGCCCACAAACUGACUUUGUGAUUUGUCCCCCAGGAGUCAAUAAACAUGAUGGAAUGCUA